UUUCACUUGAUCAAAUUCGCUCUGCUGUUAUUGAGCUGCGAAAGCUAAACGAAAAUUGUUAAAAUUUGAUUGCAAAUUAAUUGUGAGUAAAUGYUGAAUUGGUAUUAGCAGGCAGACGGUAAAGAAAUCGAUUUGAAUACAKAGUGAAAUUGUAAUAUUUAAAUGAAAAAUAGCAGAUUUCUCGAGCGGCCAAAUAAAAAUUUCACUACGCGACUCCCAUUUUCGGUUAGGGUCGUGGCUCGCGUGUUAAACAUAUGUGCGAGAUAGAGAAAGCCACUGCUUGCGGCUGCAUGUAGCAAGUGUGCGUGCGAACGAGCAGACAAGUGUUGUUUUUUUUUUUUUGUCGUUUUGGUGUAAAGUUGAAGAAAAUUUUUGAGCAAAGAAUUUAAUAAUGAGAUAAUCUUUGUAUUUAUCCAAAUAACAUCGGCRAAGUGAAAGAAAAGCCAAACAAAUUGUUAAUUGUUUAUAUAAUUAAUUGAAUUUGAAGUAAUUGUGUUGGGGAAGUGCGUGUUAUGUGGCUAAAUAUCGAUAAGUCGCAACAGCUGAUGCACUGGUGCGUUUAAUCUUUACUAGCAAACCCCCACGCCGGUGGGGCUUAAAGCAUUAUAACAAAAAAAUAAAAAAAGAAGCAAAAAACACGCCAGAGAGUGAUUCACAAGUUUUAAGCAGGCGUAGCACCUUUCCAAAACUGCACUAGCUUAUGCUUAUUAAUGUGGAAUUUGUUGUUGAAAUAUUUGUGUGUCUAUGAGAUACGUGUGAAAGAAAGUUUCGUUUAGGAAGGCUUUUUGCUUUCUUCUUUUUUUUUUUUGUUGCAUGAAUCGAAGGAUUGAUUGCUGUUGUCUUCUUGUGGAUUACGGUGCUCGUGGCUGAGCGAAAGACGAUUGCGACGACCACGACCACAACGACAACGACGACGACUAUCGGACGGAUCGGUUCUUGAAACGACCCGCUGCUGGUCAUUUGGGAGAAGAUAUACGUCUGAUCUGGAUAUAAUUGAUGCAUGAUGGAUGCUGGACAGCAAGAAACUAGACAGGCACAUCAUCGUGCUUCCGUAAAGUGGCUGCUCGCCAAAGCCUUCAACAAUAAUAUUCCAGACAAUUUGCGUGAACCCUUCUAUACCGAUCAUGACAAUCAGGAACGGCUGAAACCGCAAAUUGUUGUGGAAAUGGGAAAUGCAACGCUAUACUGCCAGACAUUAUCCAACAUAUAUUCGGAUCCGAAUUAUCAAAGUCUGAAUCAUUGGUCCAUAUUGCAGACAUUGUCACGUAAGGGUGUGCCAGUCGCAGAGUCACCAGAGAUGCCAUUAACCGAAACGGUUUUGAUACAAACAAAUCCUUUGAGGAUAAAUGCCCACAUGUCCGUGAUUCAAUCACUAAUGACUUUGUACGCAAAGGAAAUAACUUCGGGCGAUCGCAUAGCUAACGCUGUUGCCAGAAUUACGGGUAAUAAUGGCCAAACGUUACCACACGAUCAGCCCUUCGAUCAGCUGYUGUUGCUGUGGAUCUCACAUGCGUGUACUUCGCUGAAGAAGCGCAUCGCCCGCGACGUCGAAUUGGGCGCAACGGAUGAAAAUGGCGUGCGCCUACAAGUGCCCAACAUUCCAGCAGUGCACGAUUAUCAGAGCUUAUGUGAUGGCGUUUGUUUAGCUUUAUUUAUAUCGUAUUAUUGCCCGAAAGCGCUACCAUGGACGUUAGUGCGUGUUAAUUACUUACCAGCCGUCGAGGAUUCCGUACACAAUGUGUCUUUAGUCAGCAAUUUUUGUCAAAAACAUUUGCCAUAUAAUGUGUUCCAUAUGAUGCCCGAAGAUGUUACAUACAUGCGCAAUUCAAUGAAGCUGAAUUUAGUUGUACUUUUGGCGGAUUUAUUUCUACUCUUCGAAAUCCAUCCUGCAAAAUGUGUUUGCUAUCCAGGCAUGGAUGCGCCAGAGAUCAUCAGUAAGCGUUACUUUGGCGUUAAUGAGCAUGGAAUAUGUCAUCGCAGGGGUCUCACAAUGCAGCCCGUCAUACCAAUUCCAGAUCUGAGAAGCGAUUCAGAUUCGAAUUAUGGCUCGCCAACGAAUCGACCUCCAUUUCAAGUUUCGAAUUCGGCCUCGUCAGAAGUAGUGUAUGGAAAUAAUACUGCAACAAUAAUGCAAAAUGCGGGGUUAAGAAAUUCGGAAAACGAAGCAUUUGUUGUUCAUAAGUCACGUGGCGUUACAACCCUAUCGUCGUUGCACUCACAACAACAACAACAACACAAUCAACAGCAACARGAGCCAUUGGUUCCCGCACGUUUGCGUCAAUCGAAAGAAAAAUCAAAUAUCGAGACUAAGGCUGAUGAAAGAGGACGACGCUCACGCAGAAACUCAUCCAGCGAAGACUCACAAUUGACAAUUGAGAAUUUCGGUGGCUCUCAAGAUCAGUUGAAUGCGGUCGGACGUUUUGAGCGCGAGCGUGAGCGUGAACGCGAACGAAAGCUAUCCAAUGUUAGUGUGGAACCCGCUGUUGCCGUACGCUCCUCCAUUGCCGAUGCACGCGGCACGUUACAACUUGGCUACGAUACCGAUUCGGGUUCGGAGAAGCAGGAUCGUGAGACCGAAAAAUACUUAAUGAAGCGACAUGCAAGCACCGAUAAUGUCAACAUGAAUGCCUCCAAUACUCAACUGAACAGCAUUGUCAGCACGGUUAGCAGUCCGAUGCCCUCGACACGCCGUCAACAUCCCAUUGACAAAGACAAUCUGGAAGAACAGCAUGCCGAACGCAAGGACAGCAGCACAAAUGAUUAUGAGCAAACGUUGACCAGACGCUCAACACAAAGUUCUGGCUCCAGCAAAGUGGAGGCCUGGAAUAAUAGUAAAAUUGAUCCCUACGACGAUGAUCUACGCACGCUGGAGAACGCCUCCAAAUUGUCCAAUAUACGCAUGAAACUCGAAGAGAAGCGUUUACGCAUCGAACAGGAUAAGCGACGCAUUGAAAUGGCCUUGUUGCGUCAUCAGGAGAAGCUUGCACGCGAGGAUUUGGAUGCCUCGUCGGAGGUGUUGAAAUGGGAGACAUUGAGUAACGAUUCCAAUCGUACGCCAGAUCUUGAUCCGCUCGACUUGGAUAAGUAUCAGGAUAUACAACAGGAUAUUCAAAAGCUAACAGUUCAACAAAACCAAAUACAAGCACAACAAUUGCAAGCGCAACAACUGAUGCACGCACAGCAUAUGGCCAACAUGUUGAAUCAGCCACCGUACGGUUCACAACAACAUCUCAGCGACAAUUUCAAUCAAAUGCAAAUGCAACAACAACAGCACAAUUUCGGUUCGACACCACAUCUUGCACAUUCCCCAUACAAUCCACAUGCCAAUCUCUACAACUCGCGUCCGCCCAGCCGCGAUCCCUACCAACAACAACAACAACAGCAACAAAUGCCAUCAAUGCCAAUGCAAUAUAUAAACGAACACGGGCAAUAUGUGUCGCCACAGCAGCCGCCACCAAUGAUGCAACAACAACCRCACUAUAUGCAACCACAGAAGUUAUAUAACGAUAAUAUGGUUCCUUACAACAACCACGUGUACGGUGGACCACCCGGUCCGCCGCAAUACGCACCACACCACAACCAAACGCCACCACAAUACAUGAAUCGGGCCAGCAUGUACGAUGAUUAUGGACGUGAUCCGAGCUCACCACAACCGAAUCCCAUGUAUCCGCAUGAAAUGUCGCCGCAACCGGCGCAACCGCAACGACGCACGUGGAAUCAAUCGGUGUACGAGCAACAACAGCAGCAGCAACAACAACAGUAUCAGCAGUCGCAAGCGCCUUUGGUGGAUGUGAAUGCCUGGCAACAGCAAAAGCAACGUUCAACGCUGCCCAUGGACGGCAAUUACACUUGGAAGAAGUCCAAUCAAAUGGCGGGCAACAGUGGACGUGAAGGUGGUUUUGUGUUGCAUCAAAACGAUGGCGGUGGCGAGUAUCAGCAUCUCUUCCGCUCCUCACCGCAGCACAUGCAACACAACAACAACGAUGGCGGCGGCGGUGGCGGUGGCGGCCUGCAGCGUCAACACUCAAUCACCAAUAUGCCAAUGACAACGAAACAAGCGCCGCCAACAGCGACGACGUCUUCCUCAAAUUCUUCGGGUGGCCAACAAAUGUGCGAUGAUAUGAUGGCGCCACAGAGCAUAUGCUUUAUUGGCGAUGAGGAUGAUGUGGAGGAGUUGGAACGUAAUAUAAUCGAAUCGAUGCAGCAUACGCGCAUCGCCGACUAUGCACACCAGCAGCAGCAGUAUCAAAUGCAGCAGCAUCAGCAACAACAACAGCAACACUAYCAACAGCACGGCAGUGACGGCAGCUACGACGGUGGCAACGAGCUAUUGCCGCAAAAGUUGCACAUAACCAGCGGCAACCUAACCUAUCGCAUACCAUCACCGUCCAGACCYGCUGUCAACGCCAACAGUUUUCAGGAUCCACGUGAUGCGAAAACCGAGAAGGGCUUUUACAUUUCGUUCGACGAUAACCAACCCAAGCGCCCGAAACCACCCUUGCGUGCGAAACGUUCGCCGAAGAAGGAGCGCAGCAUGGAUAGCACCGAUCACCAGGCGUUGUCCGGCACCAAAAUGGAGCCACUCAAUCGUUCGCACAGCAUCAGCGAAGACAACAACCCAACCUACAAUGGUGGCACGCUGUUGCGUCAGUAUGCCGGUGGCGUCGGUAAUAUGGAUACGCUUAAAAAUGGUGGCAAAAUGAAUGACAUUAAUACGGCUACAUAUAAUAAGUACACGGAUGCGCCUAUACAGUUACGCCAUGAUGACCUCAAUAGCCAAAAAGCGCCCGUGGCGCAACCACGUUCGCCCGUACAUCAAUUCAGUGUGUCUGCGACGGCUGCGGCACUGUCGUCUUCACCGCCCAUAACGCGUAGUCAUCAAACUACAAAUGCCGCCGGUGCGGGUGGUAACAGUAGUCAGGCGAAGGCGUUGGUCAUCGGCACCGAUGUGAGCAACUUGGAUCGGGAAUCGAUCGAUGAAAUGGAACGCCGCAAAGAAAAAAUCAUGCUGCAGUCUCUACAGCGCCGCCAACAGCAAGAGGAGGCRAAGGCGCGUAAAGAAAUCGAGGCGGCACGGAAGCGUGAAAUGGAGCGUGAGAAGGAAGAGGAGAAGGCGCGCAAGAAAGAAGAACAAAUGGCGCGACGGGCGGCAAUUUUGGAGCAACAUCGAUUGAAAAAGGCCAUUGAAGAGGCCGAACGGGAGAAUCACCUGAUGAAUACCCAAGCACAAGUUCAACACCGAUUGGGCGCAGGGGAUCAUAUAAAGCAUCAAGAGAACCAACCGUCGAUCGAGGCCGCUCACGUAUAUCUGUAGCUAAAGGAAGUAGCCUUAAUUUCCGUGGUCGCAAGUCGAAUUCGCUAAUGAAUCUGUGUGGUCCGAAACUGUAUAAGCAACCAGCGGCCAAAUCGAAUCGUGGCAUCAUAUUGAAUGCCGUCGAAUAUUGCGUUUUUCCCGGUGCGGUGAAUCGUGAGGCCAAACAAAAAGUACUGGAGAAGAUUGCACGCUCCGAAGCGAAACAUUUUCUCGUGCUCUUCCGCGAUGCCGGCUGUCAAUUCCGUGCAUUGUACAGCUAUGUGCCCGAAAUGGAUCAAGUAACCAAAUUGUAUGGUACGGGACCUAGUCAAGUGGAUGAAGUCAUGUUUGACAAAUUCUUCAAAUACAACUCAGGCGGCAAAUGCUUUUCACAAGUCCAUACAAAACAUCUAACGGUCACCAUCGAUGCAUUUACGAUUCACAACUCACUGUGGCAGGGCAAGAAGGUGCAUUUGCCCAGUAAAAAGGAUAUGGCGUUAGUUAUAUAAGGUGUAGCGCCACAUAAUAUGGCGCGCAAGUGGCCGCUUUACUACUACUACCACAUAUGGCAACGCUUCUCUGUGUGUGUGUAUGUGUGCUCGAAGGAAUUGCCCGAUCAUGUUGUUGCUGCUAGCGGAAAACGAAGAGAAGAAUAAACAGCCGAGACAUCAUGGAAAUUGUUGCCUGAGUWACAUACAUACAUACAUAUAUGUAGAUGUAAAUUGUUGGUUCGAAAGUUAUAUAUAUAUAUAUAUACAUAUAUGCA
Bactrocera latifrons is the source of this 6059-nucleotide messenger RNA. It is a transcript of the gene Patronin, whose product is annotated as patronin. The record is from RefSeq and is a predicted model, not a curated record. Gene Ontology annotation, molecular function: calmodulin binding; spectrin binding; microtubule minus-end binding. Gene Ontology annotation, cellular component: microtubule minus-end. Lineage: Eukaryota; Metazoa; Arthropoda; Insecta; Diptera; Tephritidae. Gene Ontology annotation, biological process: neuron projection development; cytoplasmic microtubule organization; negative regulation of microtubule depolymerization.